AGACUUGUUAGUUCCUUGGGUGGAACCUAAAAACAUGAUUGAUAAAUGUGUUUUAUUUGUAUUCAUAGUUUUUCUUAUCACCGCAGACUUUUACUUUCUCCAAGAUAGUGGUGGUAUUUGUGUUGAUGAAAACUGGAAAAAUGACACAGUCUGGAAUGUAAAUUGCAUCGAAUGGAUGUUAAUCAAAGAUGGCGAAAAAGAUGUCUGCGUGUUGCCUUGGAGAUGCUGCCCCACCGCGCAUUAUGAGAAGAGUAUAUCAUACUAAGGGUUAAGCUCUAAAUAAUAGACCCUUUAUCUAAUCUUUGCAAAGUGUGAAUAAUUAAAAAAACUAGUUUCAAAUUUUAUGAUCAAUAAAAGAUAAUAUAGUCAAAACAAA
Molecule: messenger RNA, 376 nt
Organism: Drosophila ananassae
Lineage: Eukaryota; Metazoa; Arthropoda; Insecta; Diptera; Drosophilidae
Exons: 2
Coding region: 35-265 (76 amino acids)
Source: RefSeq, a predicted model, not a curated record